This is a messenger RNA of Aaosphaeria arxii CBS 175.79, 3144 nucleotides long. Its product is annotated as Rgp1-domain-containing protein. Gene Ontology annotation, cellular component: Golgi membrane; Ric1-Rgp1 guanyl-nucleotide exchange factor complex. The transcript is spliced from 3 exons. The record is from RefSeq and is a predicted model, not a curated record. Gene Ontology annotation, biological process: retrograde transport, endosome to Golgi. NCBI's taxonomy places the organism in Eukaryota, Fungi, Ascomycota, Dothideomycetes, Pleosporales. The coding region runs from base 166 to 2673 and encodes 835 amino acids.
GUUCAACUCUCCCACUUCAUGAUCCUCCCUGCUGCAAUUGAUUCCGACGACACUCGCUCCUAGCUAACAUGCUGCCUAAACGAUUCCAUUCCGCUCACCCCCACCGAUGAAUAGUCAGCGAAUCCGCUGGGGCCGCCCUCCGCGCUCCAACUCCAUACCCUAACGAUGACCUCCAACAUCCGCGUAUUCGUACACUUUAAGGAGUCGACCGUUUUCGCCGGAGAAGAUAUCGAAUGCACGAUAACAUUUCAGAAUGUAGCUCCGACUGAUAAUAGUCCAGAGCGGUCGCCUGGUCCGGCUGGUAGGAAACAGAACGGGUUUGCGCCUGGCGGGGAACGACAGCGGAAGCUCCCCACGCUUCAUUCGUCGACGAGGCCAUCUCUAUCCCAUAACUCGUCUUAUGUCUCUCAAAUGCCACCUCCGCACCUUCGCGGCCACAGACCCGCACUAUCUCUUAACGCACCUUCUUCGGCCGGGGGUAGAAAAUCGCCUGUACCGCCAACAGGGUUCGGCGGUUCUGCAGCUGGGCGCCAUGGACAUGGAAGGUCAUUAUCAAUCGUUUCGAUAGGGACAGAUGCUGCCACAGAGGUCAGCCAUGAUCGCAGAUCUUCAAAUAGGAGGCCAGCGCGAGGGCAUGGGAGAUCUGCCAGUCUACAGGUUGUUCCUGGGCGGCCAAACCACUUCCCAGUUAAUUCGCCCGGACAUCGUUCUGCAACACAUCAUUCACCGCUCACCAGCGGAGGGUUCUCUCCACCUAUAAUACAAGAACCAGCUUCAGAUCUUCCACUUCCUAUACGGGCCGGACGCUCACGAACGCCGGGCAUAUCGACAGCUCCGAACACACCCGCACUAUCUGUACAAACAAGAAAGCCAUCCGGAUCGUUCUCACAGAACUUCAAGUUUCCGGCUGCUCCUCCCUCCAACGAUGCGCCGUCAGAGCAACCCAAACCGAGCGAAGGAGUAAACAAUACCCGCGCGAUUGCGCCACAAAUGCGUAGAAGCUCCCCCCGACCCCCAGAUGAUCCAAACAACUCCAGCUUAGAGGCACUCUCUCCCGUUGCCCGGAUAUUGUCAGGCUCGAGCAUGCAUGGUACCCCUAGAAGCAGCGGAGAGUUUUACUCAAUGAGCAACAAUUCGAGUGAAACAUUGGCCUCGGAAUACAUACCGCAUCCGACAGCAAGACUGCUUGGUCGCCCUCCUAUGCACCAACGCCGAAGCUCUCAGCUCGUUCCCCAGGUCCCCCAGAAGCGCCCGGAAACGUUGAUGAUGGGAUAUGCACAGGUAAUGGGGUCUUUUACUCUAGACGGUUCCUUGAUCAACCAGGCCCCAUUCGAAGAGGUCAAGAGAAAGGGAGUUGUUGGAGGCCAAGGAGGUGGUGGAGUCGUUGGAGUUGAACGAACCAAACGUGAAAGCGGUCUGUUCGGGGCCUUAGGAUGGAGUAACAUUGGAGAGUCACUGGGCGGGUUGCUGGGCUCAUCAGAACCCUCAAGCAUUCGGGAGAUGCGGGGAAUCGCAAGUUCAAAGACGGUGCCAUUGAUUAGCACGCCACAGUCAAUCCUGUUUGUGGAUCUUCGGUUGGCACCGGGGGAAAGUCGAAGCUACAAGUACAGCUUCACACUUCCCAGGGGACUGCCCCCCACUCACAAAGGACGUUCAAUGAAGGUGAAUUAUCACCUCACAAUAGGGACCCAACGGCCAGGCUCUUCCAAAGACCAACAGGUGAAGCAUGUUGAUGUACCCUUCCGUGUCUUUGGCAGCGUGAAUAGCCGCGGCGAGAUACUUGGACACGACCUGAUGUCUCCCUAUAUAAUCCUUCGAGACCAAGCCCGGACUUCGAGUCUCGAAAAUGAGAAACCCUUUUCCAAUGGCGCUCUGGCUAAGAAGAACAAUGCACUCGACAUCCAAACAAACGACUCGGACUUCUCCGAAUUUCUGACUUAUGUAGAUAACUUAUUGGACAGACCACGGCAAAAUUCCAGCAUGGGUCUUCUCUCCCCCACCGAAACCCUUCCUGGCCGCUCAUCCAUCGCAGAAGAGCCACAGACCAUGAAGGAGGCCAUAGAUCUUGCCAUCCUUCGCAGUAACCUGACAGGCGUUGCGAAUCAAAGUGCGAACCGAUUUGAGAUCGCUAGAAGCGGUCGACGAGUCGCCGUGAUAAUGCUUGCCCGGCCAGCCUACCGGCUAGGCGAGACGAUGUCCGCCGUCAUCGACUUUACCAACGCCGACAUCCCCUGCUACUCUCUAUCGAUAUCCCUCGAAACGGCCGAAAAGGUCGACCCAGCAAUAGCGCUCCGUUCAAAUGCAUCCAUAUACCGGGUCACGCGCAAGAGCCACGCACACUUCUCCGCCAACGCACUCUUCGCAAGGCGAUUGGCCUUCUCCCCGACAAUACCCCCGAGCAGCACGCCGGAAUUCAUCACCAGCGGCGUGAGCCUUGAAUGGAAGCUCCGCGUCGAAUUCAUCACGCCGAGAUUGUCGCACGCCGAGGAAGGCGAAGAGGUCUAUUGGGAUGACUUGCUGGAGGAAGUGACGAGCGACGAUCGAGGCAUCGUCCUCGCGGCUGUCGAGCGAUUGCCGGCCGAGAGCUUCGAGGUGCAGGUUCCUGUACGAGUCUAUGGAGCUGUCAGUGGCAGCAACCCAGAGGCCUCUGACGAUGAAGGACUCGUCGUAUGAGGAAUUUUCUUCUCUUCCACCACCAUCACGGUCACGGUUACAAACCACCAUCGGCGUUAUGAAAGCGUACACGGCCGUUUAAACAAGGCGCUACUGGGCACCUCAUCUUACAUCUUCACUGCAUCAUCUCCUUCCCUCCGUUCAAACAUACCUCAAACAUACGACAAGCUCCAAGCAUGGUCCUCCUUCUAGCAUUGUAGAUACACAGCCACCACCACACUUACCAUUUCCAUCCCUCCAUCCCUCCCUCUCUCACACAUACAUACAUACACACACACACACACACAUCCGCGCCAACGCAAGCAAUCCUCCACCAUACCCUCCACCUCAACUGCCUAGGCACCAUUUCCCUUCCCCUUCCUUCAUCCUUCUUCCUUCCACUAUCCCAUAUUCCAGUUUCCCCCAUUUUAGCCUUGCCUUCAGUUGUAGAAUAAGAGUAAAACGAAAAAAUUUAACUAACUCUUUUUGUUC